This is a messenger RNA of Artibeus jamaicensis (Jamaican fruit-eating bat), 1358 nucleotides long. RefSeq names its product cyclin dependent kinase 2 associated protein 1 (gene CDK2AP1). The record is from RefSeq and is a predicted model, not a curated record. NCBI's taxonomy places the organism in Eukaryota, Metazoa, Chordata, Mammalia, Chiroptera, Phyllostomidae. Bases 74 to 634 code for a protein of 186 amino acids. The transcript has 4 exons. Gene Ontology annotation, cellular component: cytoplasm; nucleus.
GCCCCCUCCCGGCCCGGGCCGGCCCCGCUGGCUCGGCUCAAAGUUUGCGGCCGCCCCUGCGCCCGCCCGAUGUAUGGGUGAUAUACUGCGGCGGUGUCAGGGUGAGGGACGGCCAUAUUUGCCGGUGCGGCCCGAGCCGUCAACAACAAAAAGUGCGCGGGAGCUCGGCGGGCGCACGGACGGGCGCACGGACCCCGGGCCCGCCUCGCCGCCGCCCGGCCUCGCCGCCGCCGCCGCCUCGCGGGCCGGGCCCCGCGGCGCCCCGCGCGCCCCGCCGCUCGGGGGGAUGUCUUACAAACCGAACUUGACCGCGCACAUGCCCGCCGCCUCCCUCAACGCCGCUGGGAGCGUCCACCCGCCUUCCACCAGCAUGGCGACGUCCUCACAGUACCGCCAGCUGCUGAGUGACUACGGGCCACCAUCUCUCGGCUACACCCAGGGAACCGGGAGCAGCCAGGUGCCUCAGAGCAAAUAUGCGGAGCUGCUGGCCAUCAUUGAAGAGCUGGGGAAGGAGAUUCGGCCCACGUACGCUGGCAGCAAGAGCGCAAUGGAGAGACUCAAACGAGGCAUCAUCCACGCGAGAGGGCUGGUUCGAGAGUGCUUGGCCGAAACGGAGCGGAACGCCAGGUCCUAGCCGCCCGGUCAGCACAGAAGGCUCUCUGUCGUCCCCUCCUGAGAAGCUCCAGUUCCUCUCCCCUGUUCAGAUGAAACUUGUUUGCAAAUGGUAACAGUUCCGUUGCUCCUCCCGCGCCGCCUCCUGUGGGUCGUUAGGCUCUGAACCUACAAGUUGCUAAGCUGGAGGAGAUGUUGCAGUCGACUGGGAUUUACACGUUAGUUAGGAACUAGCCAGGGUGGUGUCGUUGUUUUUGGUUUUUAAAGCAUUGGUUAAAAGACGCACGUCACUUACCCAUCUCACAGCUCCAAGAUGCAAGUGUUUCUCUUUUUGAAGACGUUUAUGUUACUCAGAUCGUUCUUGGUUUCUCCUCCGGAGCUAACACAGCGCUGAGGGUUUUCUUUGUAGUACGUACUGACUGCCGCACGCUUGAGUAGCCGGUCCCCGUUUGCCGUCCAGCAUAGAUUCCGCUUCACGUAACUUCUUUUUUGCUUAAGCAUUUGCAUGACUAUUAGUGCUUUGAAGUCCAUUUUUAAGGUGAACAAGUCAUAAAUACAGAAGAAAGAGCAGCUUACCACACCCCGCCUAGCAAGGACCCCUGAAAUUUUUCCUAAGUCUGUAUGUAGAUUUCAGACCCGCCUUUUCCUGUAAGUUGAUCCAAACAUCAGGAAGAAAAUGACUAACACUGUUUGCAUCUUUGUAUGUAUUUAUUACUUGAUGUAAUAAAGCUUAUUUUCAUUAACAA